This is a messenger RNA of Entelurus aequoreus (snake pipefish), 5832 nucleotides long. RefSeq names its product thrombospondin, type I, domain containing 7Ba (gene thsd7ba). Gene Ontology annotation, cellular component: plasma membrane. The transcript has 29 exons. Gene Ontology annotation, biological process: actin cytoskeleton organization. NCBI's taxonomy places the organism in Eukaryota, Metazoa, Chordata, Actinopteri, Syngnathiformes, Syngnathidae. The record is from RefSeq and is a predicted model, not a curated record. The coding region runs from base 345 to 5279 and encodes 1644 amino acids.
CUGUCUCCGUGCUGACUCCAGCGCCAAGCUCUGCAGGAACAUCGGUGGGUGUGUACUUAACAGAACCAGCGCCAGGGACUUAAUGGUGCUCAGUGCUGCUGGAGGUGUGACACUGUCCCGGCCCUCGUCACAUUGAUUCACACCGGAUUAAGCCACUGCAUGGUGCUCGAGGCUGAGAGCCUGAUGCAGCUGAUUUACCGUGCCUGUCAGACAUAACGCCUUCGGAGGCCUUCUCUGCCUUUCUUGCACGGGGGCUGGUGAGACCGUCUGCCUGCUGAACCGACCAAAGGAAUGACUGGCAAUCAUCUUGAUCAGGAGUAAGAGAGGAAGCACUGAGCUGGACUAUGACUUUAAAGGAUGACUUUGGGGUCAUUGCCUGGGCACGGCGAACUGGGAACUGCCUCAGUUUCUUCGUCCUCUUGUCUCUCUUCUCCGUCCCAGUCCAGUCAGACAUUGUCUUUCAUAUGGAUCACCAGUUCUCAUGGAAAACAGGCCAGUGGGGCCAUUGUGUGGGUGAAGACUGCGGGUCCGGUGGAGUUCAGACCAGGACGAUAUGGUGCGUCCACAGGGAGGGCUGGACCACCCACCACUCGCAUUGCAACCACAUGGACAGACCCGAGAGUCGGCGGCACUGCUUCAAAGUGUGCGACUGGCACCAGGACCUCUUUGAGUGGGAACUCUCUGCCUGGGAGGGCUGCGUCCUGGUCCCGUUCUUUUCCAACGAACUCAAGCUGAGGACCCCGGAGUGCGUGACGGCGCAGCACGGCAUCCAGAGACGGAAGGUCCAGUGCGUGCGCACCUCCAACCGCACCACGGUCACUUCGAGGAUAUGCGAGUUCUUUUCCCAGAGACCGCCGGUGGAGCAGGCGUGUCUCAUCCCGUGUCCUCAGGACUGCGUGGUUUCGGACUUCGACUCCUGGUCAGGCUGCAGUAAGACCUGCGGCGUCGGCUUGCAGUAUCGGACUCGACAUGUUCUGACCACGUCCAUGUACGGAGGCGCCGGUUGCCCCAAUCUGACGGACACUAGGACUUGCUCGGGUCCCGUCGCCUGCCCCGCCGGGGAGGAUGAAUACCAGUAUAGCCUUAAAGUCGGAGCCUGGAGCCAGUGUCGGUUCCCCCAUCACAAGGACGCCCUGUUGAGUGGCCGGACUACUGUGGACUUCGGCAGUAACAAGGAGAACAAUACAGUCAUGUUGCAGAAGGAGGCAUCCCGGUACCACCAACACCACCAUGGCCUCCGCAAGUACCCCGUGUCUUGGGAGCUGGAGGUGGGGUACCAGACUCGGCAAGUCCGCUGCACACGGAGUGAUGGCAAGAAUGCGAUGCUAAGCCUCUGCACCAAGUACAGCUCCCCCAUGACCUUCCAGGCCUGCGUGAUGCCCAAAGACUGUCAGACUUCUGAUUGGUCCUUGUGGAACCCCUGCUCCAAGACCUGCCGAUCCGCCGACCUGUCUCCUGGUUACCGUCUGCGGUCACGAGUCAUGACCCAGAUGCCGGUGGGUGGUGGGAAGCCGUGUCCUGUCCUUGAGGAAAAAGAAGCCUGCAACAUCAUGGGGGAUUUACUUCCACACUGUCCCAGGUACGAGUGGAGGACCACGGACUGGGACGGAUGUCUCGUCUCACCUCUGCUGAGCAAGCUGGACCGGCGUCUGGCAAACGUCAGUAGUCUCUGCGGAGGCGGGAUCCAGACCAGGAAGCCCUACUGUGUUCAAGUUGCCGAUGACUCAGCUCCAAAUCACAGGAAGGAAGUGUCCAGACCAGUGACUGCCAGGCUGUGCGCCGGUCAGGAACCUCCCCUGGCCGUCAAGAACUGCUCCAUCCCCUGCCAGCACCACUGCCUGCUCUCCCACUGGUCACCCUGGGGUGCCUGCGUACAUGACAAGUGCAAAGAUCCGCAUGGGAAGAAAGGUUUUAUCCAGAGGAGGAGGGAGGUGCUGUGGGCAUCCAGCAGUCCGCUGGACGUGUGUCCUCAUCUGGCAGAGUCCAUCCCCUGCGAGGACCCCGCCUGCUACCGGUGGCAGGUUCAGCGAGAGGCGAAGUGUACGCCCGACAAUAGCACCUGUGGUCCUGGGACUGUGGAACAAAGCGUCCAGUGUGUCAGUGCUGAAGAUUGUCACCGAAGGCAUCAAAACGAUGACACCUGUGAAGUGGAAACCCUUUCAGGUGAGGACGUGCCCACGAGUUACUGUGGGGGAGACCCUCCCCCGACCCAAGCGCCUUGCGAGGUGGCCUGUCAUGCAGACUGUGUUCUCAGCGUCUGGUCCGUCUGGUCCCCCUGCACACACAGUUGUGCCUCAAAAACCGCAGACGGCCGACAAAGCCGCACACGCACUGUGUUGGCGCUUCCGGGAAAAGAUGGGAAAACGUGUCCAGGACCUCCGGCUUUGGAGGAGUGGAGAGUUUGCAAUGACCACCCUUGCCUGGUGUUUUACUGGGAGGCCUCGGCAUGGGGGCCCUGCAUGGCGGAUCCCUUUUUGGACUUCAAUCAAACAAGCCUCUGGAAUGAAACAUCUCCCUGUACUACGGGUGUCCAAAUUCGGAAAGUUACCUGCCUGAAAAUGAACGGUGGACUCGUUGUGAGCAAAAGAUGCCCCGAGUCCACGCGGCCAGAAACACUCCGGCCCUGUGAUCUCCCGUGCAAGAAGGACUGCAUCGUGACGCCCUUCAGCGAGUGGACGGCCUGCCCAUCAACCUGCGUGCCAGAAAAUACGAGCUCGGCCACGCAGUCUCGCUACCGCACCAUCAUUCAAAGGUCAGCUGAUGGAGGUCAAGAGUGCCCUGACACUCUGUAUGAGGAGAGAGAGUGCGAAUCCCUCCAAGAGUGUCCAAAAUACAGGUGGAGGACACACAAGUGGCACGCCUGCACUUUGGUCCCCGAUCCCGUCCAGCGCAGCGCGUCUCGGACGGCGGAAACCUGCGGAAGCGGCCUGGAGACCAGAGGAGUCAGCUGUGCCGGGGACCAGGACCUGGCGGCCAACAUGACGGAGUGCCUGCGCUGGGCCGGUCCUUUGCCCGCUCAGAUCCGAGAGUGCCGAGUGGCUUGCAGGGACGACUGCGCUCUGACUCCGUGGUCCAAGUUCUCGGAGUGCGGCGGCGGCGGGUGUGGCGGCUUCCAACGACGCAAACGGUCGCUCCUAGGUCGUAGUAAAAAGAAGGAGCAGUGCCUGGAUGAGGCGUCAUACCCGCUGGAGGAGAAAGAGGCAUGUCCCUGCGACGAGUACCUGUCCCAACCCUUUGGCAACUGGUCUGACUGCAUCCUUGACGAACCUUCGACUCCGGACUCCCUGCAGGGCUGGAUGAGCUCCCAGGAGGUGAAGGAGUGUGGUCAAGGCCUGCGCUACACAGCCGUGGCCUGCCUUGACCAACGGGGAGGUCUGGUCGAGCCCACCCUGUGCACGGACGAGGGCUACACGGUGGAGAUGUGCCACGUCCCUUGUCCCCUGGACUGUAAACUCAGUGCCUGGUCCGCAUGGUCGGCCUGCAGUGCAUCCUGUGGCAGUGGGCUGAAAGUCAGAUCCAAGUGGCUGAGGGAGAAGGCGUUUAACGGGGGGCGGCCGUGCCCAAAGCUUGACCUGAAAAACCAGGUAAACGAAGCCGUGCCAUGCCACAGUGAAUGCAGCCAGUACGCGUGGAGAAUCGAGCCCUGGUCCAUUUGUACCAUCAACACGGUGGGCAACUCGCCAUCCUGUGGGGAGGGAGUCCAAAGCCGCAAGAUCAGGUGUGUGAAGAAGGGAACGAGCGGCGAGGUCAACACGGUGGAGGACAGUCUAUGUGAUCAGGAAGAAAUGCCACCCAGAGCUCAGGUCUGCUUCCUGGCCUGCCACCACGACUGUGUUGUAUCACCCUGGGGACCUUGGAGCCACUGCCCGUUGCAAUGCGACCAAGGCUCGGAGAGAAACCGGAGCCGACAUUUACUCCGGCCCCCCGCCGCGGAGGGCGCCACCUGUCCGGAAAUGGUGCAGUCGGAGAGCUGCAUACUGAACAGCACCUGCUUCACUUACCUGUACCAGGUCUCAGAAUGGAGCACAUGUCGGCUGAGUGAAAAUGCCGUCUGUGGUCAGGGUUCCAGGCAGCGACUUCUCGAUUGUGUCCGCAGCGAUGGGAAGAUGGUGGCGUCGCAAGCGUGUGAGCAGUUUGGCCUGCUCACCGGGUGGAAGUUGGUGGAGAGCUGCGUGAUCGAUUGUCCUUUCAGCUGUGUACUCUCUGAUUGGUCGCCAUGGGGACAGUGCUCACACACCUGUGGGAGCCAAGGGAAGUCAGUGCGCACUCGGAGAAUCCUGCAGGAGGCGCACGAGGAAGGACGGCCGUGUCCCAACCAGCUGGUCCAGACGAAGACAUGUCCCAUCAGGCCUUGCUACACAUGGCUGCUCAGCGACUGGUCCCCUUGCACCGUAGAGGGUGCGGACUGUGGCGAGGGCCUCCGCAGAAGAAACUUAUCGUGUGUCACCCACCAGGGGGACGGGGCCAAGUCCCCUCCCGUGCCGGUGGCCGAGGAGUUUUGCGGCGACAAACUGGGGAAGACAAUCCAACAGGAGACGGAGCAGCCGUGCUUUAUUCCCUGUCAAGGAGACUGCCAUUUGGCGGAGUGGUCAUCCUGGAGCGCGUGUCAGCUGACUUGCGUGGAGGGACGCAGCUUCGAAACCACAGGACGUCAGUCCCGCUCCAGAGCUGUGAUCGUUCAAGUUGUGGAGAACCAGGACGCCUGCCCGAGACAAGUGUUCCAAACGCAACCUUGUAAAGGAGGCCAAUGCCACAGUUACCAGUGGAGGACGGGAGGAUGGAGCAAUAACGAGAGAGCGGUGUGGUGUCAGCGCUCAGACGGACUCAUUGUCACAGGGGGGUGUUUCCCGCAGAAAAGGCCGAGCGUGAUCCAGCACUGCCAUCCGCCGUGCACCAAACCCUUCUCUCGCUGCGCCUCGAGUGGAGUGUGUGGCUGUGAGAAGGGUUACACAGAAGUGAUGACCACGCACGGCUUCCUGGACUACUGCACCAGAACACCGGGCGUGGACACCAGCAAGAAAGCUGACGUGAAAACCAACUCUGGAAGAUCAAAACCAUCCCAGGCCCGAGACCGGCACACAGAGUGGACCCUAAGACCUGUUGGCCCAGAUGGAAGAGUAAAGCUGUGGGUUUACGCCGUCACCGCCGUGGGAUUCAUCUUAAUACUCUUGGUUAUUGCAUCCUCCUUCCUGGUCUGCAAGCCCGCCCAGCCCACAAAGACCUCUCCUCCGCCACAGAAGCCUUUGACCCUGGCGUACGACGGCGACAUCGAUAUGUAACCUCGGACGCUACCCGGUGGCGAAAGGACACGAUUUGCGAAAAAUAAGUUAAGGGUUUUUUUUUUUUUUUGGUUUGUUUAUUUUUCAAAUGUCAUGUGUGUUGACAACGAGAUGGACUGAACCUGGAAGAAAAAGGCUGAACAUUGAACAUUUCCUUGUCGUUAUUGUCGGGUAUUUGUAAGAAAAAAAGAAAAGAAAGAGGAAAAAUCGCAACUUUUUUGUGUACAUUUUCCCCCGAGAAUAAACAACAUGCUCUAUGCACUACGUUAGUGCUGAUCAAACUAUUCCUUUUCCUUUGAAAUGAAUUUUUUAUAGUGACUGAAAUGUUGAUGCAAGUUGUGGAUGCUGUUGUGUUGAUGCUGUUGUGUCCAUGUGGGAACUCAAUGCAGGCUGAACUUUCUUUCCAGUAAACACAACCAUGCAGUCGUCCCGAGUUGGUGUUUCCUGCUCCAAGUCUGACAAAAAACUAACAUGCAUAAUGCCACAUGGUUUUAAUGCAGGGGUGUCCAAAGUGUGGCCCCGCGGCUCCAUUUUUUGGGGGGGGCUGCGACAC